CUCCGUCCACAAGAGCGCAGGCUUUCACUGCCAGCUGGUCUCUCUGCCUUUCUCCAGACAGCGCAAUGAGACUCUCGGAAAGAGGGAGAGACGCUGCUUUUGAUGCUCGAGCAAGACGCUAAACCGACGCGAGCAACAUCUGUCUGGAUGCUGAGGAAAUGAGCUGAGUGUGAACGAGAAGAAGAUGACCGUGAUGAUGGAGAGGAUCGGGGCGAUUCGGCUUUACCUCAUGAAAUGGAUUUGUCUACGCUGGGCUUGGGUUUGUGUGGCUGCCUGUGGUGGGAAAGUGGAGUUACACACCGAGAGGAGAGGAGUGAUCUACAGCCCAUCAUGGCCCCUCAACUACCCGCCCGGAGUGAACUGCAGCUGGAAUAUACAGGGGAUCCGCGGAGAUGUGAUCACAAUCAGUUUUCACAGCUUUGAUGUGGAGGACACGGGGGACUGCAGGGGCGACUGGCUACUGCUCGGCCCCACAUGGAAAGCUGAGUAUCGGUUCUGUGGCUCUGUUCUUCCUCCUCCUUUCAUCUCCUCCAGAGGACGAGUCUGGGUCUACUUCCACUCUCAGGCUAACAGCUCUGGACAGGCACAGGGCUUCAGACUAUCUUACAUACGAGGUGGACUGGGUCAGAGUAGUUGUGAGAACGAUGAAUUUUUAUGUGGGAAUGGUAAGUGCAUUCCACGUUCCUGGCGCUGUAACGGAUUGGACGAGUGUGGAGACAAUACAGACGAAAGGAGCUGUGCUGCCCCACCAACACCCGCCCGGGUCAGUCUGUGUCCGCCUGGUACCUUGCAGUGCUCUGAUAUCCAAUCUACCCGCUGUCUGCCGGUGUCUCUGCGCUGUAAUGGAGCCCGGGACUGUCCUGAUGGAUCCGACGAGGCCCACUGUCCCGACACGUCCUGUGGAAAACGCUUAGUCAACUUCUAUGGGACGUUUGCCUCACCUGAUUUUUUCCGUCCAAACAGGAGCGCUGGCACAGAUCUUCACUGCACGUGGUUCCUAGACACACAAGACCCAAAGCCGUUGGUGCUGCAGGUGGAUCUACAGCUGGGUGUGGGAGAUUCUGUCCGUGUUUACGAUGGAUUGGGAGAACGUGCAGAACGCCUUCUACAGAGUCUCUCUCACCAUAAUAACCACAGACGAGCCCUGCUGGAGUCGUCCCAGGGACAGAUGAGCAUCUUCUACCACGCCAAACCACACAGCCCUGGACACGGAUUCAACGCCACCUACCAGGUUAAAGGGUACUGCUUUCCAGGUGAGCAUCCAUGUGGCACAGACGAGGGCUGUUACUCUGAGCUGCAGCGCUGUGAUGGCUACUGGCAUUGCCCUGGGGGGCGAGAUGAGGAGGACUGCCCACUGUGUCAGCCGGGAGAGUAUCCCUGCGAGGGUGGCAGUGGGGCGUGUUACUCAGCCUCCGAGAGGUGUAACAACCAGAAGAAGUGCCCCGAUGGCUCAGAUGAGAAAAACUGCUUUGACUGCCAGCCUGGAAACUUCCACUGUGGAACCAACCUGUGCAUCUUUGAGACGUGGCGCUGCGAUGGGCAGGAGGACUGUCUCGACGGUAGUGAUGAAAGAGACUGUCUUGCAUCUGUGCCCAGGAAGGUGAUCACAGCGGCUCUGAUUGGCAGCUUGGUCUGUGGGCUGCUACUGGUCAUUGCACUGGGUUGUGCCUUUAAGCUCUACUCGCUCAGGACAAGAGAGUACAGAGCUUUUGAAACCCAGAUGACUCGACUAGAGGCGGAGUUUGUUCAGAGGGAGGCUCCACCCUCUUAUGGUCAACUGAUAGCUCAAGGUCUCAUACCUCCAGUUGAUGACUUCCCAGUGUACAACCCAACCCAGGCAUCUGUUCUGCAGAAUCUCCGCUCAGCUAUGCGGAGGCAGAUUCGUCGUCACUCUUCUCGUCGUUCCUCGUCACGGCGGCGACUUGGUCGUCUGUGGAAUCGCCUGUUCCAUCGUGGAUCUCGGUUACGUGGUCAGAUACCUCUCCUCACGCCUCCAGGCCACACACACACAAACACACACCCCGAUCUGAGCCUCCACAGCUACAACACAACGGACGAUGGCAUCGAGGAGUCACGUGAAAGUGCGGGACAGACUCCGCCACCCUGUUCGACGGUGGCGCUGGGACUGGCCCUGCAGGCUCACACUGAGGCCCUCUGCCUACCUGACAGAGAGUCUCCAUCCUCUCCUCUCUCCCUGCCCUCCCCCAACUCACCCCGCUCCACCUCUGACACCCUGGAGGAUGAAGAUGAUGAAGAUGACAGAAGUUUAGAGGGGAUCAGAAUGAGAUCCAAACAGGGCAUGUCUCCGAAACAUAAAGAUGACGACAGCCCUCCCGGACCCCCCGAUAGCCCCAAACGCAGCACAAGCCGGUCGAGAUCCUCCAGACGGCUGGUGCAAGAACUGGCUGCAGAGCUCAGAGGAGUCUCUCUCUUACGGUAUACCUCUGUGGGCAUCUCGCCGCUUUCCUCCCCUGAGUCACCGACGUCCUCCAGCGGUCAGUCUGAGGAGCAGAGAAGCUUUCCUACAUUCAGAAAUCCACAUAUGGAUGCACAUACAGACUCACUCACAGAUGCUCACGGACACGUCAGGAAAUCUUCAGUAACAGAAGAGGUUCCUGGUGAUAGUGUCAGGCUUUGCAGACUCACAACUAGCGAGGAAGAGGAUGAUGAGAUUUUGUUAGUGCACUGAAUAACCUUUAUCACCAUACCUGUUCUGAUUUUGUGCCAACACAGUGAGCCUUACAAGGUUCAACCAACAGCCUUCCAUCCAGAGUCAUAAAGUACAGUACGUUUACAUGCGCAGUUUAAUCAAGUUUUUUGCAUUGUCAAGCUACAUUCUUUAUAUAAGUAUACAUAUAUAUGAAGGAUUAAAUACACAAGGCCAAGGCCAAUUGCAGUCUGAUUUAAGGGAUAGUUCACCCAAAAAUGAACAUUUUGUCAUGAAUUACUCACCGUCAUGUCGUUCCAAACCCAUAAGACCUUCGUUUAUCUUCAGAACACAAAUUAAGUUAUUUUUGAUGAGCUUUCUGACCCUCCAUAGACAGCAAUGCAACUACCAAGUUCAAAGCCCAGAAAGGUAGUAAGGACAUCCAUAAAAUAGUCCAUGUGACAUCAGUGGCUCAACCUUAAUGUUAUUAAGCCACGAGAAUACUUUUUGUGCACAAAGAAAACAAAAAUAACUUUAUUCAACUAUUUAUUCUCUUCCGUUUUAGAAAUGAAUGUGCGUUUACGACAGUACCACGACAGUGGGUGGGUGGACUAUACCUUUAACAUGUAUACAUGCUGGACAAAAUCAAGCUACAAUUACAUCUGAGUCUGUUAGUGUGACUUUGCAAAAAACAGACUGGUACUAUUUCAGUCAGCAUUUAUAUGCAUUUUAAAAAGACAAAUUAUUGCUUUAGUAAGACUGAAUCGAUCUUUGUGUACAUAAACAUAUGCUACCGUUCAAAGGAUUGGGUUCAGUAAAGAUUUCUUUUUUUUUUUUUAAAGAAAUGAAUGUAAAUCAAAAGUGACAAUAAUGGAUUCUACAUUGUUACAAAAAUGUCCACUUCAAAUAAAUGCUGUUCUUCUGAACUUUCUUUUUACCAAAGAAUCAAAAGCAAAAACUGACAGUUUCUACAAAAGCAUUAAGCGGCACAACUGUUUUCAGCAUUGAUAAUAAGAAGUAUGCACCCGAUCAGCAUAUAAGAAUGAUUUCUGAAGGAUCAUGUGACACUGAAGACUGGAGUAAUGGCUGCUGAAAAUUCAGCUUUGCAUCACAGGGAAUUACAAUUCAACAGUUAUGUUAAACUCUAAUAAUAUUUCAUAAUAUUGCUGUUUUUUUAUGUAUUUUCAUAAAAGAAAAAGGCAACCUUGGUGAGCGUAAGAGACGUUCAGAAAUGUAAAAAAUCUUAGUGACUCCAAAACCUUUGAACGGUAGUGUGCUUACAAAGUUUUGAGUCUUGUACUUGUAGAAUGUUUGGCAUUUACUCCGUCAUAGUACAAGAUGGAGGAUUCAAUCUCAGCUCAGGCUCUGCAGUGUCGUGCUUAAGUAGAUCAUUUCACAGUUCAGCUCCAGAUUGUUCACUUGCUAGAAAUCACCAAAAACCUUAUGAAUGUGACACUAUAACAAUAUUUCACUACCAUGAUACUCUCCCACAUGGAAUAUCAUUAUAACACAGAACUUAAUUUGCCUGGAUCUCUGUUUUCAUCAGUAACAUUCUGACUCAUGACCUUCAGAAGCUCUGAAAAGACUUCAGAGAUCUCCUCUCACCUCCCCAACGCCUUAUAAGAGAUUCACCAUGUCGCCCGCAGAGGGAAAUGUUCCUGCGCUCAUUUCAUUUCUAUCAGAACCAGCCAGUUGUCUCAGAAUUAUGCUUUAUAGAUUCAGCACUGAAUGUUUGAAUGUUGGUUGUGCUCUACAUUGGAUAUUGACCUCUUGUAUUAUAAAUACACUACCGUUCAGAAAGGUUGAGGUCGGUAAGAUAUUUUUUUGAAAGUUGAAGUUUUUGAAAGAAGUCUUUUAUGCUCACCAAGGCUGAAUUUAUUUUGUUGGUAACACUUUAUUUUAGGGUCUCUUAACUAGUUGCUUAUUAGCAUGCAUAUUACUAGAAUAUUAGCCAUUUAUUAGUAGCAAUUAAGCACAUAUUAAUGCCUUCUUCUACAUCCCUAAUCCUACCCAAUACCUAAACUUAACAACUAUCUUACUAACUAUUGAUAAGCAGCAAAUUAGGAAUUUAUUGAGGGAAAAGUCGUAGUUAAUAGUGAAUAAGUGUUCCCUAUUCUAAAGUGUUACCAUUUUGUUCAAAAAUACAAUGAAAACAGUAAUAUUGUGAAAUAUUAUUAGAAUUUAAAACAGCUGUAAUUUAUUUCUGUGGGCAGGUCCACCACUGACAUUAAUUAAUAUUAAGAAGCUUUUUCCCCAUGCAAAAGACAGCGAGCCUUUCCUGAAGGGAAGCAGAACUCAGGGAUUGUAUAAUGGUUCAUGAAAGAGAAGCAGUUAACCUGGAUUUCCUUGUUAACAGCUGUAGUCUAUAGGUGUACUGAGAAGAACUGCUGCCUCAGUUGAGUUCUGAAGCCAUCAGAAUAUCACAGAGUCGUGGGAAAAUGACUCAAUAAUCACAUUUGUGCUUGAGCUCACACACAUUGGUGUCUUUGUUUUUCAUAUCAGCUGUUAUAAUUUCAUCUGCGUUCAUGCAUUUGGUACUUGAGAGACUUGUUUGCCAGUAAAAUUAUGUUGCUUCCAUAUCAUGUAUGUUCUGUUAAUAAAUGUAGUGCUACAUACUCAGUGCAAGUCACACUUGCUGCUUUAGCACACUUGGUCCUGGUCCAAGCUUUGAAAUAAGAACUAAAGCUGGUCCUGUCUCUGAAGGGUCAGUCUGUUCCUUCCUUUCGUUCUGUCUGCUGGCUGACUGCCUGUUAUUUCACACAUUUCCAUCCUCCAUGUUCUGACUGCAGGAUCUCUUGUCUGAUCCAACAGGUUUAAGAAUGUGCCAUUUCAGAGAUUGACAGAUUUUAUAGAAUCGCAGAUGUUUUAAUACAUUGUGAAGCCUUUAGAUUCAGUGCCAUUAUAGAGGUCAUGCACUUUCUGUCUUGUCAUUUUAAAUGGCUGAAGAUUAAAGCACUUCUAAGAGACUUUACUUGCGACAUCCAUCAUUACUUAUUUGACAUUUUUUAAUAGUGUAUUUUAUGUUCUGUGAAAUUCAAGUAAAAUCCAAUAGAAGAGAUCAAUCAACACAUUAGUUAUUUGGCCAGCAGCUUGAAAUCCUAGACCAGUGGUUCUUAACCUUUUUGACUC
Molecule: messenger RNA, 5776 nt
Organism: Onychostoma macrolepis
Lineage: Eukaryota; Metazoa; Chordata; Actinopteri; Cypriniformes; Cyprinidae
Gene: lrp3
Product: low density lipoprotein receptor-related protein 3
Exons: 9
Coding region: 185-2689 (834 amino acids)
Cellular component (GO): plasma membrane
Molecular function (GO): protein binding
Source: RefSeq, a predicted model, not a curated record